This is a messenger RNA of Oikopleura dioica, 218 nucleotides long. NCBI's taxonomy places the organism in Eukaryota, Metazoa, Chordata, Appendicularia, Copelata, Oikopleuridae. The record is from the annotation of a GenBank genome assembly.
CUGAAGAUCUGGAGGAAGCCCACUUGGAAGAUGAAGAAUGGACGGAACUUGAGAAGGAAAAAAGCUCAUCUACAGGAAAGUCUGUCAACCCAAAGACUCUUAAAAAAGAACGACUAGAGGCUUUCAUGAUGUGUCAAAUCUGCUUUGAAUACUACGAUGAUGGAAACGCGCAAAAUAUUCGCAUGCCUGUGGCGAUUGUUGUUGCUGGACAUGCAUGA